AUGUACAACAGCUAAGCCGAACGCACUGCCCUCUCUUCUCAACUUCUCCCUUUCCGAUUUUUCGAUUUCCGUGUCAAGCAAGCAUCCACUCUCCUGCAUUUCUUAACCCAUGGGCAAUAACCAAACCCCAACUCAAUAAAUCCCCCUUUUUCUUGCCUUCUAAUCUUCUUCCUCACCCACUUUAUCCUCCAAUUGAUUCGAUUCUCCUCGAUGAGUUUGUGUUGAGUUUGCGGGAGCACCAUCACUCCACUUUACCCACCCUUUUUCUUCUUCUCUUUCUAUUCUACCUGCGGGAAAUGGGACAGGAGGUGGCGGUUGUGGCCACGGCUGCCGGAGCAGCGCCGUCUCCGACCUCUCUGGCGCCGGGCUUCAGGUUCCACCCCACCGAUGAGGAGCUCGUCAGGUACUACCUCCGGAGGAAAGCUUGCGGGAAGCCGUUCCGCUUCGAAGCUGUUAUUGAGAUCGAUGUCUACAAAUCUGAGCCCUGGGAGCUUGCUGAUUACUCGUCUCUGAAGACUCGAGAUCUCGAGUGGUACUUCUUCAGCCCCGUGGAUAGGAAGUACGGGAAUGGGUCUCGGCUGAAUCGUGCCACGGGUAAGGGGUAUUGGAAGGCGACCGGAAAGGAUAGAGCGGUGCGCCAUAAGAGUCUUACCAUAGGUAUGAAGAAGACGUUGGUGUUCCAUAGCGGGCGGGCGCCUGAUGGAAAGCGGACCAACUGGGUGAUGCACGAGUAUAGGCUCUGCGAUUCAGAACUGGAACGGGCUGGAGUGACACAGGAUGCGUUUGUGCUGUGUAGAAUCUUCCAAAAGAGCGGCCUAGGACCCCCCAAUGGGGACCGGUACGCCCCUUUUGUCGAAGAAGAAUGGGAUGAAGAUGCAGUGGUGGUGGUGCCUGGGGGAGAUACCGAAGAUGAUGUGGUGAAUGGUGAUGAAGCACGAGUCGAGUGUACUGAUCUCGAUCAGGACACUCCGCCUCUAACGAUGGCUCCUCCCCAGACUGAGAACACGACUGGGAUGCAGUCUCUUCCGUUUUUGUGCAAGAGGGAGAGAUCAGAAGAAGACCCCGAGCCACUCUCUUUAGCUCAGAGCAAACGGGGGAAGCCUGACGAAAAUCCCAACUCGAGCCACGCUAAUGGAUCCGAAGAUUCCACCACGACCAGCCAGGAUCCUUGUACAGUGAUGAUGACGACAAAUUUUACCUCCGGACUACUGGACUUUCCUCUAUUCGAGCCCAAAGAGAGCCAGCAGCCCGCGAGCACACUAGCAUUCGACUCCUCCAACCUAGAGAAGUCGGUGCCACCUGGGUACCUGAAAUUUAUCAGCAACCUAGAGAACGAGAUUAUGAACGUCUCUAUGGAGCGGGAGACCUUGAAGAUUGAGGUGAUGAGAGCCCAAGCAAUGAUCAACAUUCUUCAAUCACGGGUCGAGCUAGUGACCAAAGAAAACGAGGAGCUACGGAGACGUGCCUAGGCGGUAUCGGCAUGUAAUUUUCUUUGUUGGGGCCGGAUUCCAUCUCCAUUGCAUCAGAACUGAAUUCUGUGUUCUGUUCUUGAUGGGGGAGAUGAGUAGUGGGUGUCGAGAGAGAUUUUUGCCUCUGUAUUAUGUACUGUGAACUCUCCUAGUUUGGUGCGGACGACCUAUGAAUCUGUCGAAAAUUCUCCUCCCUUUGUUUCAAUAAACGAUGAUGUUUAGAAUCUCACAGCUUCCGUUUUUCC
Molecule: messenger RNA, 1714 nt
Organism: Salvia hispanica
Lineage: Eukaryota; Viridiplantae; Streptophyta; Magnoliopsida; Lamiales; Lamiaceae
Product: NAC domain containing protein 50-like
Biological process (GO): regulation of DNA-templated transcription
Molecular function (GO): DNA binding
Source: RefSeq, a predicted model, not a curated record